Gopherus flavomarginatus (Mexican gopher tortoise) is the source of this 4636-nucleotide messenger RNA. It is a transcript of the gene ADD3, whose product is annotated as adducin 3. Gene Ontology annotation, cellular component: plasma membrane; postsynaptic density; cytoskeleton. Lineage: Eukaryota; Metazoa; Chordata; Testudines; Testudinidae. Gene Ontology annotation, biological process: barbed-end actin filament capping. Bases 469 to 2598 code for a protein of 709 amino acids. Gene Ontology annotation, molecular function: actin filament binding. The transcript has 19 exons. The record is from RefSeq and is a predicted model, not a curated record.
GAGCCCAGGUGUCCCUUCCUGCCACAUCCGGAGCCGAGCCGCCCCGCCCCGCCCGCGAGGUGCGCCGUAGCCGAGCAGCGGCGGGGGACGCACAAAGGCGCGCUCGCUCCUGAGUGAAGAGCCUGGAUACCGGAAGUUGUGGUUUGCAGUAGGGAUGGUCGUUGUCAACGCUUUUUACAGUUCUGGAUGAUGCAAUGGUUAACUACAUUAAUAGAGCAAGGAGAAUUGUGAAAAACAUCCCAGACUCAGUGAUACAGGCUAUACAACUUCUAACAAUGGACAUCUUUGUCAUUUGUAUUUGGCUGGUCUGAUUAUCAUAUAAAGUACUUUCCUCAAGGGUAGAAUUUUUCUGCCUGCAUUGUGGUGGAAUGAACAGAUCUAAUCCAUGAGUAAUAUCCAGACCAGUGGAUGCCUUCCAUUAUGAGAAAUAAAAAUUAAGGUGACGAGCAUAACCUGCAGCAUUGAAGCAUGAGUGCUGAUGCCAGUCAGGGGGUGAUCACCACCCCUCCCCCUCCCAGCAUGCCUCACAAAGAGAGGUAUUUUGACCGCAUCAAUGAAAAUGACCCAGAGUACAUCCGUGAGAGAAACAUGUCUCCUGAUCUGAGACAAGACUUCAACAUGAUGGAGCAAAGGAAGAGGGUCACUCAGAUACUGCAGAGUCCUGCCUUCCGAGAAGACCUGGAAUGUCUUAUUCAAGAACAGAUGAAGAAGGGCCGUAACCCAACUGGACUGCUUGCGUUGCAACAGAUUGCCGAUUACAUCAUGGCAAGCUCUUUUGCAGGUUUCUCUUCAUCUCCGCUGAGCCUUGGAAUGGUUACACCCAUCAGUGACCUACCUGGAAUAGACACCAGCUCAUUUGUUAAGGGAGAAAAACUUACUCGUUGUAAGUUAGCCAGCCUGUACAGGUUGGCUGACUUGUUUGGAUGGGCACACUUAGCAAAUUCCUACAUCACAGUAAGAGUAAGCAAAGAACAGGACCACAUUCUAAUCAUUCCAAGAGGUCUGUCUUUUUCUGAAGCUUCAGCCUCCAAUUUGGUUAAAUUAAAUAUCUUAGGAGAUGUAGUUGACCAGGGGAGUACCAAUCUGAGCAUCGACAAUGCAGGAUUCAGUCCACAUGCUGCCAUCUAUUCCAUGCGCCCUGAUGUCAGAUGUGUGAUACACAUACACACCCCUGCAACUGCAGCUGUUUCAUCUAUGAAGUGUGGUAUCCUUCCAGUCUCUCAGGAAGCUUUGAUUCUGGGAGAUGUUGCUUACUGCAAUUACCAAGGAUCUCUUGAUGAACAGGAAGAGAGAAUUCAGCUUCAGAAGGUUCUUGGGCCCAGUUGCAAGGUUCUGGUCUUGAGAAAUCAUGGUGUGGUAGCCUUAGGAGAGACGUUAGAGGAGGCCUUUCACUAUAUUUUCAAUGUGCAGCUUGCCUGUGAAAUACAGGUUCAUGCAUUAGCUGGCGCAGGUGGAAUAGACAAUCUUCUUAUACUAGACCUGCAAAAGUACAAGCCUUUCACACACACUGUGGUAGCAGCUGGAGGAGUUGGAGUUAAUAUGGGCUCCCAACAAAAAUGGAAAGUUGGGGAGCAGGAGUUUGAAGCGCUCAUGAGAAUGCUAGACAACCUGGGAUACAGAACUGGCUAUGCUUAUAGGCAUCCUCUGGUCAGAGAAAAACCCAGGCACAAGAGUGACGUUGAGAUCCCAGCCACUGUGACUGCCUUUUCUUUCGAAGAUGAUACAGUUCCACUUUCCCCCCUCAAAUUCCUAGCACAAAGACAACAGCGAGAGAAGACAAGAUGGCUGAACUCUCCAAAUACAUACUUGAAAGUGAAUGUGCCUGAAGAGUCUUGGAAUGGAGAGACUAGUCCCAGAACUAAGAUAACGUGGAUGAAAGCUGAAGACUCCUCCAAGAUUAGUGGAGGAACUCCAAUCAAAAUUGAAGAUCCUAAUCAAUUUGUGCCUCUAAAUACAAACCCAAGUGACGUGUUAGAAAAGAGGAAUAAGAUUCGUGAGCAAAACCGAUACGACUUAAAGACAGCAGGACCACAGUCUCAGUUACUUGCUGGGAUUGUUGUGGAUAAAAAGCCUAGUCCACCCAUGCAGUUUGAGGAAGAUGAGCAUGCACCACCAGCCCCUCCCAAUCCAUUCAGUGAUCUUACAGAAAAGGAACUGGACGAGUACAAGAAGGCAAUUGAGCGCAAGCAACAAGGAGUGGAAGAUGCUGAACAGGAAUUAGUCUCAGAUGAUGGUUCAUCUGUGUCACAAAUUCAGUCACAAACACAGUCCCCGCAAAAUGUCCCUGAAAAAUUAGAAGAAAAUCAUGAAGAUAUGUAUGCCCAGAAUGCUAACCUCAUCUCCACAGAGGUACCUGUUGUGGUGGUGAAUGGCAAGGAAGAUAUGCAUGACGUGGAAGAAGAUCUCACCCAGCGGGUCAGUCAGUUAACCACUAGUACUGUGGAGAGCGUAGAGAUUACAAUUAAAACUUCUGAAAAGAUUGAAGAGACCCUGUCCCCUGAGGGCUCCCCUUCAAAAUCUCCAUCAAAGAAGAAGAAGAAAUUCCGCACUCCGUCUUUUCUGAAAAAGAACAAAAAGAAGGAGAAGGUGGAAGCAUAACUGCAGCUCUGUUGCUAAGAGAAGGCAUUGCACAUUUUUAAAAACCACAUUUAAGUCUAACAUUAACAAAGUAGUGUUAGGGUUGUGCAGUAAACUGGACCUUAACCUAUGAACAGAACUGGAAAAGGUUUUACUAAAAACCAUCUUCUGUUAAAUAAGAAACUAAUUCAUCUCUCACUUAGUGUCCAAAAUUACCGAGGGUUUGAAACAUUCAGUAGUUUCACGUAGAGCUACACUGGCAGGUGCUUUAAUACUAUCAUAGUGAGAUCAGAUACCAUUGUAGUACAUUGUUGUGGCAAGUUACACUUGGAGUAUUUUGCAGACCUUAAAAUCUUCAGCACAGUUGAAGUCUCUAAUAGAGUUACUGUUGAGUGAUUAUAUGAAUUUUCAUUUUUAAACUGCUGCCUCACUUGGUAAUCAUAUAAUACUUUUUUGUAUUGUGAUUCAGACCAUAUAUUUUGUUUCUGUACCCUGCUUCAGUGGGUGCAUAUUAACAGCACGCCUUUAAAUCUUUUAAGGUUAGGUUAUAUAGAAUAUUAUACACUGGCACAUAUUAGAAGAAAAACUGUAAGAUAAUUUUUAUUUGGAAUUAUACAAAAUGUGUAAGAAGUCCAUUCAUCAAAACUUUUUUGCCAAAUAUUUCAUUUUAGUGAAAUAUAAUUUUUGAAUACUUCUUUUUUAUUCUAUCAGUUGGAAAAAAAACCCUUAUUUUUCAAUAAAGGGGAUUUUAUACACUGAACAUAACUUAGUUAAACUAUGGCAAAACAAAAUAAGAUUUUAUAUGUUGAAAUGUUUGUAUACCAUUUAGUAUAAAAGUAUUAUACGCAUGUAAGCCAAGUAUCUAACAGUAGAGUGUAUUUAAGGAUGCUUGGUUUAGAGUAUACUUAAAUAUAAUUCAGGAAUCCAGGGACUCAGCUAUCAAAGGAUUAAAACAUAUAAAAUUAAACUGGAUUCAUGUUUAAAUCUUACUGUGUUUUUUCCCUCAUGGCAUUGCUAAUGAAUGAAGAAAAAUAAUCUCUUAACAAAACCAAAUGAAGGAAACAAAACUGUUAAAAGGGAAAGUGAAAUAGUAAGAAAAUAGAAUGAUGCAAAGAAAGUAUAAGUUUGGUGAUUAUUUUUUAUUAAAUAUAUGAUAUGGAUUGUGAGGUAUUUUUAUUAAAUCAGCAAAAUCACAUUUCCAUAUUAGAAGUUAAAAUAACUUACAUGGUUUCACAUGGAGAUCUACUCUUCUUUCUCAUUUUCAUUUGAAUUUUAAAAGGGUCUUAUUAAUCUGUGUUGUGUCCUUCAGACAAACCCAGAACAAAGUAGAUCUUAGUGUCAUGGGUAGUGGCAAUAGUGCCGCUUACUCGUUUUUGCAGAUAUUUUCAUUUUUGCUUUUUACUGUAUUGUAAAAAACAAGCUAAACAUAGAAAUUAACAAGGUUUUUUUCUUCUCAAAUUUGUCAUAGAACAUCAGUUAUUGCAAUAGCAAAUAACUUUUAAAGAUCAGUGUGAUUCCCAGAUUGCCAGUUGAAAUAUAUACAAUAUAUAGAUUAAGUAUGGCUGGAGAGUGGUUUGGCAUGCAAAGAUGUUGAUUAUCCUAUGUUCUGGGGCUGGUUAGCUUUGACCGUGUAAGUGUGACAAUGCAUAUUGGAAUGGAUCCUGGAAAUGAUAUUCUAGUUAUCACUAAAUACUGGAAACAGUGUUUUUAAUCUGAGUGGACACUUCCAGUUGCUUAACUUGGGGUUGUUGUUUUUUUUAAGUUCUACAUUAUUUGUGUUGUAUUACAACAUAUGUAGAAGCAGUAACCUGUGAACUAUGCUUUUCAUAACUUUUUUUAAAAAAUAUAUCUAAAUGAAUGCAAUGUGCAUAAAUAUUUUUUAAAAUGCAACCGUGAACUAUUUGCACCUUUUGCUAAUGCCUAUAUUUACUUGCUUUGGCAUAAAGAAUGAGCCAGCCAACUCUGUGUCCUGUGGAAAAUAUAUAAAUGUUAUCUGAAAUUGCUCAUAGAUGUAAUGCUAAUUAAUGUUAAAUCACAAAUAAACAGUAUUUUAAAUAGA